AUGUUAUGGGAUAUCGGUUUGAUAUCAGCUAGCUGUGCCAUGCCAGACUCCAUACCUAACACCAUAACAACCUUGUCGAACCAAACGCUGGAUACAGGUUCUUAUAUCACAUGGGAAUGCAGUGAUGGAUACAUGAUGGAUGGCCUGACAAACACUGUUGUAUGGGUGUGCUUAGAUGACGGGUCUUGGCUGGGUCAUAUACCCAUAUGCAAAGAUGUUGAAUGCCCAUCGCCUCCCAUAGCUGCUUAUUCAGAGCUCGAUCCUCCUUUGCCUGAAACUCCCGUGGUAAACCAGACGAUAUCAUAUAGAUGCAGCAGCAGUGAAUACACUCUGCUUGGAAGUUACUUGAAUAGAUGUCUACAAGAUGGCAUAUGGGAGAAUGAUCCACCAGUUUGUCAAAGGACCUGCAGCACAUUCAACACCAAACGAUAUUCCAAUCUCACUUGCUACCGGAGACGAGGCUCUGAAGAAUGGGAUGGCUCAUUCGAUCUUUGCAUAGAUCAGGGGGAGAUACUUGCUACAGUGAAAGAUACUCAGACGCAGGAAUUUCUAGUCGAGUUUCUUAGGACAUUCAAUGAUGAAGCUAACAUCUGGAUAGGAGCAAGGGAAGGUCGAGACUGGAAGUGGAGAAAAAUACCCGGUCACUCCUCCUCCACCACCACCUCCACCACCGCCUUCACCACCCCAGCAGACACCCGUACAUCAACCACCGCCAUCCGCCGAACCCUCAAAACAGCCGCCAUUCUCACAGCUACAAUGCACAGCAGACGACAGCAGACUACAACGCCGCCUACGUCGGGGACACACACAGCGUCUCGCCGACAGCACACCCCACUCAUGGAUUCGAAACUCUCCGACGUCCGCAACCCGGAGACUCCAGCCCAGACGGACAGCAAGACGAAUCAGCAGACCCUCUAUGUCCACUCCCCGUUGACUCAAGCCCGCACGGUCAUGUAUUUUUCCCAUGACAAAUACAUUGAACGUUUCUUUUGGCAAAACCUAUUUCCGGAUUCAAAUCUCAGAGAUUGCAUUGAAUUGUCAUACCAGUCUGGCUCGGCGAAGUAUUCUUGGAAUCCUAGAUCGCUCCUAGAAGAAAAUGCCUUACUCUGUCAGUAUGGUAAGUAUCUCUAA
Strongylocentrotus purpuratus (purple sea urchin) is the source of this 1131-nucleotide messenger RNA. RefSeq lists its product as uncharacterized. The record is from RefSeq and is a predicted model, not a curated record. Bases 1 to 1131 code for a protein of 376 amino acids. Lineage: Eukaryota; Metazoa; Echinodermata; Echinoidea; Camarodonta; Strongylocentrotidae. The transcript is spliced from 6 exons.